AUGGCAAACUUCUCCUUGGCUAGCUUAACGAGCGCUUCAAACACAACUAGUGGAGAAAGCAAUGCAGCAGAUGUUUCUCUGGAGGUUAGUGAUGUCAUUACUCUCAUCCUCAACGCCAUCACUUGUCCGUUCACGGUUCUGCUUAACGUGCUAGUGAUAAUGGCCGUGAAAAGAAGAUCACGUCUGCAAACCAACAGCAACAUCUUGCUGACCCGUUUAGCGAUAAUUGACGCAUCAACUGGUCUCCUUGGGCAGCCAACCUUUAUCCUGUGGCAGAUAUUCCUUUUACUUGGUGUCAGUAGCAGCGUAGUAAUUAAAAAUCUCCAUUUCGAUGUCAUGUCUACAUUGCUGGUAGCUUCAUGCUUUCAUCUGAUGAUGGUAACUUUCGAGCGGCUCAUAGCGAUGAAAUUUACUAUGUACUAUUUGAUAAUUGUAACUGAUAGUACUAUAAAUCUAGCAGUGUUGUUAGUUUGGAUCAUGUCUCUCAUAAUUGGGUUUUUCAGAAUGAUAAAAAAUUUACAGAUAUUUUUUUUUUUAAGCAGCAUUGUCAUUAGUUCAUGCAUCUUUUCUGUUACCUUCUCUUAUAUGAUUUUGUAUCACGAAACAAGUCGCCAUAAAAAGAAGAUGAAAGCACAACAACUCCGUCUAGAGGAAUUAGAGACAUUCACUAGAGAGAACAAGGCGCUGAAGACGACUGUGUUUGUAGUGGGUGCUGUUUUUAUUUGCUUUCUUCCAGUUUGUUUCUGUUUUAUGCUUUUAACCCCAGGAAUUUAUGACGUUUGCAUAAUCAACGAAGCUUUGAUGCAAACGUUUGCCAUGAUAAAUUCGUUCGUUAAUCCACUAAUAUACUGCUGGAGACAAAAAGAAAUGAGAAAGUUUGUGUUUAGAAUAAGAACCCACGCCGUGCAUUCAGUUAGUGAGUAA
Messenger RNA from Pocillopora meandrina, 924 nucleotides. NCBI's taxonomy places the organism in Eukaryota, Metazoa, Cnidaria, Anthozoa, Scleractinia, Pocilloporidae. The record is from the annotation of a GenBank genome assembly.